This is a messenger RNA of Cucurbita moschata (crookneck pumpkin), 1677 nucleotides long. RefSeq lists its product as uncharacterized. The transcript has 12 exons. The record is from RefSeq and is a predicted model, not a curated record. Bases 140 to 1513 code for a protein of 457 amino acids. Lineage: Eukaryota; Viridiplantae; Streptophyta; Magnoliopsida; Cucurbitales; Cucurbitaceae.
AAAACCGGCACUUGGGUGAAGCCAAUGUUCAACUUGUGACGCGCCGUUGGAGUGCCUUGUUCUCUUCCAUUUUGGCGCUUUUGUUUCAAAUUCCGGAGGCUCGUUGAAUGCCUGGAGAGCGAGCGAUUAGUUGAAAGCCAUGGAAAUGGAUGGUCCGCUAGACUUCGAGUCGGAAGACCCACUUCUCAGUUCCCCUGUUUCUCUCAAGAAGAGGAAAAAGAUUAUCGGGUUAGAUGAUCUUCUCACUGAUCAUUACAAGGAUAAAUGCAAACUCGUUGAGAAAGAAUCUAAACAGGCAAAGAAGAAAAAGAAGUAUGAUUCAGAUGAUGAGGAUUUUGGCAAAGAGGCUGUGGUGUCCCAAGUUGUUGAUGAAUGCCAAAAUAAGAUGAAUCAAUUGGGAGGUGAGGAAGAUACAUCCAUAUGGGGCUUAAACGUUUUCAGAGAACAGAAACCCCCACCAGCAUUACAAAGUCCUGAACUCAAAAAUUGCUACCUUUUGCAAGCAUUCCUGAAUAAUGAAGUUAACUCUUUGGUGAAUCUCACCGUGGAGAAAGGUGAAGCUUUCCUUGAAGGUUUACUGGUAAAUGGUUGGCUUUCAACGCUCGUUUCUGUGACGAAUCGUGUAGAAAAACCUCUUGCCAUAUGGACUUUCAAUUUAAUGUUAUAUUCAUCAAGAGAAGAACUAAGUACAUCUGCUUGUGAUUUCUGGAGGGAUAUCAUGUUAACAACAAAUAAGGUAAAUCAACAGCAUCUCCGAAUCGAGUGGUUUCCAACCUAUGCUCAGUUAGGAGAAGCUCUUGAGACUUAUGGAUAUAGAUUUGAAUGCUCAUUGAAACCUGGAUUUGUUCACAAUGGCUCUGGACGUGGAGGGCCACCGCAGAAUAUAAGGGCUUGGAUCAAAUUUGUUACUGUUUGUUGUCAAACCAAGAUGAAAAAGUAUAUAUUUACAUCCUCUGAAGUCGAGCGGCUAGCUGAAGCCAUUCUUUGUUUAUUUCUAGACCGCCAGUUUCGAGGGGUAACCGUGCUCUUGUGUGAAUGCCUGCAAUCGCUCGUCCAUUACUUCACGGAUGAAGAUUGGAAGGCAUGUUGUGACAAUAUAGCCAAAGCUCUUGUCUCCAGAAUUCCAAUGGAUCUAAACUGUUUGCGAGCUGUGGAAUGCAUUUCUGGAGUUGAUCAGCGCAGUAAAUAUCUGAGGAGUACAGUUGCCUAUCAAAUUCUUCUUAUUUUCUUUGAAAAUGAGGGUACUAAUGAAGAAGAGGUUUUGAGAGUACUUACCUCCAUGACUGUGAAAGACAGAAGUUGUGACCUAUUUAAGCUGUAUAUUUACUUGGUGUUGACGGAGAACUGGCUCGUCGGUAGUCGAAUGUUAGACGGGAAGCCGUUAAUAUGCGAAAUGUGGGGUUUGUUUCUCAGAAAAUGCUCGUGCCAAAUCGCGAGUACGGAUUUGAGGUCGUAUGCAUCAAAGGUUCGUAACAAAGCUUCAUAUAUCUUGCAAAGCUGUUUUGAGGAAUAGAGUUUGAUGGGUAGGUGUUCUGAGUAUCAUCUCUGGCUCUGCUUUUGCUUGCUGACUGACAUGAACUGCUAAGAACUUAUGAACAGGUCCAAUUAGUUUAGAUUGUACAGCCUACAGAAUGCUCUUUUUGUCCCUUUUUCCACUUAAAAUAUCCACUUCAUUAA